Messenger RNA from Zychaea mexicana, 1566 nucleotides. RefSeq names its product phosphatase 2C-like domain-containing protein. The coding region runs from base 1 to 1158 and encodes 385 amino acids. The record is from RefSeq and is a predicted model, not a curated record. The transcript is spliced from 6 exons. NCBI's taxonomy places the organism in Eukaryota, Fungi, Mucoromycota, Mucoromycetes, Mucorales, Lichtheimiaceae.
AUGUUCUGGUACCAUGCCACACUAUGCCGAUCGAUCGCCACAAAGGGGACGACUGCAACGUUCCGACAAUGGUCGUACACAACUGCUACUAUUCCAAUAGUAAAAACUGGUGCUGCUGCUGCUACAAGUACCGCACUAUUUCAUACAGCAAGACAAUGCCGACGUUCCGCGGCAGUGAUCUCACAGCAAGAAAAACUGGCCGCACGGUCCAAUCUCAACGUCAUUGACUUUUUCGAUCCUGCACUGGCAUCGCAACCACCCUACUUUACACUCAAGCAUGGAGCAGCAGGGUAUGCAAAAAGUGACAAGAAGCCGACAACGUCUCCGCAGGAGGAUGCUAUUUAUUCCAGUAUACAGAUCGGGGAUGAUGCGUAUUUUAAACGCCAUGAUGCCUUAGGGGUAGCCGACGGCGUCGGUGGAUGGCGGAAGCAUGCUGGCGCCAACCCGGCCUUGUAUGCACGGAAGCUGAUGCAUUAUGCUCAGUUGGAAUUGGACCGUAUCGACAACAAUAAGCGACCGUCGCACGUCCAACAGGACCAGCCCGAUCCAGUCAUGGUGCUGGAGAACGCAUACCAUUUAACCUCAUUGGAUGCUCAGAAUGAGGCAAGUAGUUUUUUAGCCAUUAACUUUGUGGGGUCAACAACGGCGUGUAUAGUGAUGCUAUGCCAAGACGAGCUUCGCGUUGCAAAUCUGGGGGAUUGUGGCGUAUCGAUCAUUCGGAAGGACGACUUUGUCUUCCGAUCCGAAGAGCAGCAACAUUCAUUUAACUUUCCCUAUCAACUCGGCACCGCUUCUUUCGACUAUCCUUCAGAUGCACAGCAAUUCUCUAUCAAAAUAGAAGAAGGAGAUAUUGUGAUUGUGGCUUCGGAUGGAUUAUUUGACAACCUUUUUGACGAUGAGAUACUGGAAGAAGUACAGAGCUGUGCUGUUGGUAACAAUAGCGCGGCGUCGGUACCCCAGCUGAUUUCAGAUGCGCUUGCACUACGUGCCAGACUCGUGAGUGAAGAUACAAGUAAUCCUUCCUCGCCUUUCCAGUGCAGAGCAAUGCACGAAGGCAUGUACUAUCAGGGCGGCAAAGCAGACGACAUAAGUGUCCUUGUCGCGGUAGUAAACCGUGAUGACCGACCACGCGAGCAUUCACCGCCACCGUUACCAUGAACAGCAAGACGCCACCACCACCACCACCAAGGCCCUCCUAACUCAUACUCUGUACAACGCAUGCAUACCCCAUUCAUUCCUCUGUCACGCAUCCCACACAUGCAAAUAACCCAUCCCAUCCUUUUUUUUUUAUUUUUUGUAUAUAUUCUACCAGUUUUUCUCUUUUUUCUCUCUUUGCUAUUGAUUCUUCUUUUUUGUUACCUAAGCCCCACCCCCUCUACGACACCUCCCAUGUAUAUUCCACACGUUCUAUUAUAAGCCUGCAUCAAUCGAACUGGCACUUUUUUUCUCAUUUAAACUUGUUCCACGAACCAAAGUUGCACCGGGCUUAGUAUGUAGCUGCUUGUAAAAAGAGUAAGGGAAUGUUAUUAUCGUACAAGAUUUUAUUUCUGGGUAGGGAUACAUCAC